AUGUUGAAGCUACUCCUAGCCUCAUUUCUUGUGGCCCAACACUCGGUUCAAGCAGAGCCGGGAAUAUUCUACAAUCCCCCAGCUAAGGGGGUCAUACAUGUCUACAAGGACAAUCCAGUCUACGAGCUUGAGCAAGUUGUUCAGUUAAGAUGGGCGACCACUUUAGAAAGCAUCUCCAUAUUGUUAAGGCAAGGCGAUAAUUCUUAUUUUGAACGGCUUCAAACAAAUCUAUCAGAUGUCACAACAUUUAACUCGAUCGUAUCGACCCAGCGAAGCCUAGAGGGCGGUAAUGUUUUCUUCUUCCAGAUCCAAGACGCCGAUGAGCCGGAGAACCCGGGCUUCUUUGCUAGUCAUUACUUCAACAUCACCAAAAGGGCAAAAGAUUUGACAACAACAACGACAACUCUGUCAUCAUCAUUGUCGUCGUCGUCCACAACGACAUCAGGUAGCUCAACACCGAGACCAUCUAGCGAGGCAUUGACAGCAACAAGUAUGACCUUGACGCCAGCUAACGCGGCACCGACAACUCCAACGUCAAUAAUUACAUCAAGCGACGCGCUUACCACUUCGUUAAUCUCUACCACAUCACUCAUUACAUCCUUCCAUUCGAAUAACAACGGCGCAAUAUCACCACAAGCAAAAGCGGGACUUGGUGUUGGUGUCGGACUCGGAUGUACAUUCCUAUUGACCCUUGCGAGUGUUAUCUUGUAUUUCAACCUGCGAACGAGGCUCCCUCAAGCUGACAGGGCUCAGAACUACCUCUCGGGAAGUACUGUGGUUACGGAUAAAUCAUACAUCUGCAAACCUCGGUCGGCCCGUCUAGUCGAAGUUCCUGGACGUCAACUUGAACAUCAUGAGCUGGCAUCGUGA
Aspergillus pseudonomiae is the source of this 870-nucleotide messenger RNA. RefSeq lists its product as uncharacterized. Bases 1 to 870 code for a protein of 289 amino acids. The transcript is spliced from 2 exons. Lineage: Eukaryota; Fungi; Ascomycota; Eurotiomycetes; Eurotiales; Aspergillaceae. The record is from RefSeq and is a predicted model, not a curated record.